Messenger RNA from Talaromyces rugulosus, 2091 nucleotides. RefSeq lists its product as uncharacterized. The coding region runs from base 1 to 2091 and encodes 696 amino acids. NCBI's taxonomy places the organism in Eukaryota, Fungi, Ascomycota, Eurotiomycetes, Eurotiales, Trichocomaceae. The record is from RefSeq and is a predicted model, not a curated record. The transcript has 3 exons.
AUGCCCUAUACGCACGGUGUGCGCCAUGCGCACCAUCACAAUGUCAAGCGCCACUCCCACCUGGAGCCCGUUGCAAUCCCGGCAAAUGACCAGCCGUAUCCUACCAUAAUCGAGCCCCCGUCUGUCGUCCGUCGUGCGGACAGCAGCACUUCGUCAUGCUCGUCGUCCGACGACUCAUGUAACACGUCCAAAAGCUCUGCCAUGACCACCACCUUGCCCGUCGUUCUUGGAGCAGUCAUUCCCAUCGUCUGUGCCAUUGUUGUCCUUAUUUUCUUACAUAGACGCCAUGUACGCAAGCUACGCGCCGAGGAUGCAAACGACAAACACAAAUCCUUGGACUUUGGCAUGGAGGUUGUGAGGUCAGGGGGGCAAGGCGGUGCCAAACCCGAAAUGGGAGAAAAACCCCAUAAACGAGGAGGAGGAGGAAUGUCUCUGGAUAUCGGAAACAGCCCAUACCUGCUGCCGCCAGGGCUACAGAACUCCAAGGAGUCCCUUCGUUCACUCUCAAAGGUGAUCAGCUCCGAUGACGAUAAAUACCGGCUGGCUGCUCACAGCGACAAUACUUCCCUACGUUCCUAUCCGUCUCAUCCUAAAUGGGGCUACGACGACACAUCUAGUGUUGGAGGGUCAACAAAGCAUUUGCCUACAGACGAUAUGCACCACGGCCUACUGCAAAAUGCCUCAAGAAUGUCUAGGUCGUCUCCUCCGAAGGGAUCACCGCCUCCCGACAUCGCCCACCACGCCGGGAAAGGUGAUGCAUCAAAGAACACCAGUUUGAGUGAUGCAUCGGUGGUUGAUGCCCAUUUGGACAUGCCUAAAGACGAGAAACUUCCCAACUUGCCUUCUCAUGAGCAACCUCUGCAAAUGAACCCUUACGGAGAGCCCGUUCAACCCUAUCCUACUGGGGAGCAUGAUGCCAACUCAAGGAGGUUAUCGAUGCCAGAUGCUGGCUUCGGAGGGUUUAACUUUGGCACUGACGCCCAUGAAACUUCCCAACAACACGACGACCUUCCAACAAUCCGAGAGUCGCCAUCUGACUCACAUGUGGCACCCUUGGCCCCGAGAAUAUCUCUCCCUCUAAGUGAUGCAGCGAGUGAUUAUGGCGAUGAUCUUAAACUGGACCAAUUCCCAUCGGUGAAUGUGUCGAACGCAGAUGACAAACCUCACGAAGCGGAAGACGUUCCACCGUCUGCAAACCGGGUGACUCAAAGUUUUACCAGAUUCGACGAGGGCUUCGAUCCCCACAGGCUUACCGUCGGUAUCCGCCCUCUUCCCCCAGAGGAUCCUGCCGACAACCCCGAGCAACGAGCCAACCGUAUUCGUUCUUUCUACAAGGAAUACUUUGACGAUUCCAAGGGCGUUCCCACUGGUGGCCAGGAAGAAUACUACGAAGACUUUGGACCAGAAUUCUAUGAUGACCCUGGUGUGUAUGAUCCAUACUCAGGCGAGUACAUGAUGGGCCCAUCCAAGCCGUUCGCCCAACCGAUGGGUCGUCGGGCUAUGACACCCCCUCCUCGAUUCCAAGGUCCUCCCAGAACAAUGCAUUCAUCGGCUGGAUUCCGAAGCCCUGGACCUCGUGCAUUCUCAUCUGCUUCUGGCCGACUGCCGGGACGAGGUCCUCCCAAACCGUUGCCUCCUCCUGAACCGCUGCAUGUGCUGCCUUCGCCAUCUAUGAUCUCGGAUGAUAUGUCGAUCCUACCGAUCGACUAUGCCCCAGGCAAGAACUUCAAAGAUCAGCAAUCAGGUCGACCCGAAUCUCCUCGAGGUGGUCUACGUCCCUAUACACCCGCGAUGCCAUCUCGUAGCCCGCUCGUUUCGUCGUUUGAUGAUCUCGCCGCGAUUCCUAGCCCUCAUGCUUUGCGGAAAUCUGGAGUGUUCAUGCCGCUGGGUUUUGCCCCUCCGCCUCGUUUCAAGAACGAGGGGACAGGCAGCGAUGCUGGCAGUAUUCGUAGCAACCGGAGUGGCAUCUCAGCUAACCACAUGCACAACAUUCGCGCCGGCGCGUAUCGGGUCAGUCGUCUUCCAGCUGAGACAGUGGGCACGAGAGAUGACAUCAGCACGAGUCUGCGGCCUAAGUGGGAUAUGCGAUAG